AUGUCUGAUUUUCAGCUUGAAAUAUUGGUGAAAUUGAAUGAUUUGGGCACCAUUGAAUCAACGCUCAAAGUGUUCCCACAAGUCGAUCCACAGACUGUUCUUUCUGCCCUGAACUCUCUUAAAGCGCAUGCAAAACUGGACUACUCGAAACAGGAUAGAACUUACUACACUUUGACGAAAGAAGGUGAUGAAAUCGUGUCCAAAGGGUCUCACGAGAUGAGACUCCUGCAAUUGGUGAACAAGUUCAGCAAGCUGCAAAUCAAAGAUGUGGCCACUCACAUGGGUGCUGACGGUAAGAUUGGACAGGCCAAAGCUUUCAAAAACGGGUGGAUAUCCAAAAACAAGGACAACGAAUUGACCGUGAGUGACAAGGUCUCUUCAAUCGAUGACGUUGUAGAUGAAACCAAAAAUGUGCUCUUGCAGAUACAGCAGGGUCAAUUUGACUCUGUGGACGACAAGACGCUCAACGAUUUGAAAAAACGUAAACUCAUCGCUGUGAAAAAGGAAACGUCUUUCAAAGUGACCAAGGGCCCCGAUUUCUCCACUGAGCUCACCAAGCUCGAAACGGACUUGACUGCCGACAUGGUAGCCUCCAGCACUUACAAGGAUCUCAAGUUCAAGCCUUACAAUUUCAAUUCUGAGGGUAUUUUGCCAGAGUCCGGUGCGCUGCAUCCUCUGUCCAAAGUACGGGAAGAAUUCAGACAGAUUUUUUUUUCCAUGGGAUUCAAGGAAAUGCCUUCUAAUCAGUAUGUCGACACUGGGUUUUGGAAUUUCGAUGCCCUGUAUGUUCCACAGCAACACCCUGCCCGUGACCUACAAGAUACUUUCUAUUUGAAAGAUCCCCUCCAAAGUGAUUUGCCAGACGACAAGGAAUAUUUGGAGAACAUCAAGGCCGUCCACGAACAGGGCAAAUAUGACUCCAUCGGGUACCGUUACAAUUGGAAACCUGAGGAGUCCCAAAAACUAGUUUUGAGAACUCACACGACUGCUAUUUCCGCACAUAUGUUGAAGAAGCUAGCCGAGGACCCCAAGCCUACCAGAUUAUUUUCCAUCGACCGUGUGUUCCGUAAUGAGGCCGUGGACGCUACACAUUUGGCCGAGUUUCACCAGGUGGAAGGUGUUCUUGCGGACUACAACAUCACGCUAGGGGAUCUAAUCCAGUUCAUGGAAGGAUUUUUCGAGAAGAUGGGUGUUACGGGUCUGCGUUUCAAGCCUACAUACAAUCCAUACACCGAACCAUCCAUGGAGAUCUUUUCGUGGCACGAGGGUCUAGGAAAAUGGGUAGAGAUUGGUAACUCGGGUAUGUUCAGACCUGAGAUGCUGGAACCUAUGGGACUGCCACCCAACAUGCGGGUUCUAGGAUGGGGGCUGUCAUUGGAGAGACCAACUAUGAUCAAAUAUGGAGUUCAAAACAUCAGAGAGCUAUUAGGCCACAAAGUUUCUCUGGACUUCAUUGAGACCAAUCCCGCCGCCAGACUUGACGAGGAUCUAUACGAAUAA
Molecule: messenger RNA, 1500 nt
Organism: Lachancea lanzarotensis
Lineage: Eukaryota; Fungi; Ascomycota; Saccharomycetes; Saccharomycetales; Saccharomycetaceae
Gene: FRS2
Product: LALA0S08e03950g1_1
Exons: 1
Coding region: 1-1500 (499 amino acids)
Biological process (GO): phenylalanyl-tRNA aminoacylation
Cellular component (GO): cytoplasm; phenylalanine-tRNA ligase complex; cytosol
Molecular function (GO): tRNA binding; ATP binding; phenylalanine-tRNA ligase activity
Source: RefSeq, a predicted model, not a curated record